UUUUUUUUGUUAUUGUUUCGGGUUAGUUGAGCAACUGAGUCCAAGGAGGAAAGCACGUCUGUUUCGCUCACGUUUUUGUUGUUUUCUCACGCAUUGCGACUCCUGUAUCUGAUAGAGACGGCUCGUUUAGACAAAGAAGUUUACAAAGAAGUGAGGGCGAUAAAGGUGCAACAUAGCCUGCCUUUUUUGUGUUGCCAUGGAAAAAGCGUGGCGGGUGGAGUUCAGAAAUGUGGGCUGCAGUUACUUCCCUCAGAGCAGAGUCGAUUGCCACUACACACUGAGCUCACAGCACAACUGGGCUAGCAAUGACUGGAUAGGGCUCUUCAAGGUGGGAUGGUUAUCAGUGAAGGACUACCACACGUUUGUUUGGGCACUUGCCCCAGCUGACUAUCAAGAGGGCACAGAUGUCAACUGCUGUGUGCACUUCCAGGCCUCCUACCUACCCAAGCCCAGCUCCCAAGAGUAUGAGUUUGUAUACAUCGAUGCUAAGGGGGAAGUGUUCUCCCGCAGCUCCAAAUUCACUUUCUGCGCUCCGAAGCCACUUGAGGAUCUGGUGACCCUUGAAGAGGAGCUCCAUGGAGAGGAAGGAGGCACAGACAUGUUGCUGGUAGUGCCCAGGGCUGAACUGCUGCAGAGUCGACUGCAGGAAUGUCUGCGAGAGCGUGCCGAGCUGCUGCAGGCACAGGAGGCGGCAAACAGGCAGAGGGAGAAAGAGAAGGAGGAGUACAAGAGGGCGAGGGAGGCCUGGGACAGACGACGCAAAGGGCUAGAAAGUGAUAUCGCCAACCUGCAGGAAGAGAUGAAGCAGAGUCGAGAGAAGGUCGAGGAGAUGGAGAUGGUGCAGAAGGAGGAGCAGGCUUUUGGAGAAUCACUAGCCCAGGAGAAACUCGAUUUAUUGGAUUCGAGGGAGGCGAGCAAAGUGCAAAUCAAAGAGCUGGAGGAGGAUAUCAAAACCCUGACUCAGAGAACUGUAGAAAGAGAGACAGAGUUGGAAAGGAUGAAGGAGAGAGCAAAGAGAGCAGGAGCUCAGAGAAAAGAAGAUGAGUGUGAGAGAAAGAGCCUGCAGACCAAGCUGGAACAGACAGAAGGUGAACUCCGAAGUCUGUCUAAGGAGUUCCAAGGCCUGAGGAAUUCGCUGGCCCAGAGAGACACAAGUGUCCUGCAGCUUCAAAACAGCAUCACCACCCUCACCCAGAAACUCACCACUGCCCACAGGAAAGAGGCGGAGAACGAGGCCACACUGAAGGAGAUGCGGAGCCUGCGGGAGCGUCUGAACGCCAGCGAGCGUGCUGCAGAGGGCUUGAAGAGUGAUCUAAGUGCCAUGGUGGUCCAGAGGGAUCAUGGGCAGAGCGAAUUGCAUCAGGCUCGUCUGCAGGCUGCCCAGCUCACCCUUCAGCUUGCAGAUUCCAGUCUGGCCCAGAGAGAGGGAAGAGCCCGCUGGGCCCAGGAGAGGCAGAAUCUGCAGCGCAGUGCUGAGAAGGACCACGAGCGUCUGGAGAAACUCAACGCAGAGAUGCAGAGGAUGGAGGAGAGGCUGCAGGAGGAGAGGAUGGAGAGAGUGAAGCUGGAGGUCGAGCUUGGGAGAGAAAAGGAUUGCAACCGGGUUCAGCUGAGUGAAACCCGCAGGGAGCUCCAGGAGCUGAAGGCCAGCUUGAGGGUCGCCCAAAAAGAGAAGGAGCAGCUACUUGCAGAGAAACGGGAGUUGAUGGAAUACAUCUGUCAGCUGGAGCAGAAGAUGGGAACAGUGGCCAGUGCCAAGUGGAGCGCUGCCCCGAUUGCCUCUACAGGGCGGCCUGGCAGCGUAUUGUCUGACUCUGAGGACGAGAACCCGGAGGCUUUGCAACCCCUCCGUCCACCAAGAUCUCUGGGACACUACAGCCUGUGUGAGCCGGGCCAGCUGGACUCUUUGCUCCUUGCCACCCCUCCUCCCUCCCUCAGGGAGGUGGAGAGGAGCGCAGUAGUCAUCAACCAACCAGCCCCGCUCUCAUCGCCACACCAGGCCGACGCUGACACUCUGGCGCACAGCUCUGAUUCGGAGGAGGAAUCUGAUAUACUUCAAUGUGCAAGACCCAGCUCUGGAGAGGAAACAGCACUUUUGCUGCCUGAGCAUGCUGACACUGUUCUCAGUGAUCUGGCCGACACCUCGCUAUGGUAACCAGUUGACAUCCAGCCACAGCGAGCGAUCAAAGCGAGGAAGAAGGGCACUUUCUUGGAGUUAACGUGGUUCCACGUUACUUCCACCAACAAGCACAGAUACAGCUCACUCACUACACAGACAAAAUGUUAAUAUGCAAUUUACAUCGUAUUUGCCGUGAACCUUGGUUUUCCCCUCUUAGACUGUUGUUAUUGCCCUCGCUGUUUUGUGUUUAGGACUGACAUAAUGCUUGUGGAGGCAGGUGGUUGCACAGUUUGAAACAGCGUGCUUUUGAGCAUGGGCUCUAGCGUUUGAGAGUUCACAGGCUGUAGCAGAAUGAUUUCUGUUGAAUCAUUGCUAUGUCGAGUCUUUACGAUGGCUGUUAUGUCAUUUUUUAUGACAUUUGUGAUUAGGAGUCAUGACAGGCACUGUAAUUAUGAUGUUUUGUGAAGGCCCAGCUCCACUGGAAAUCAUGGCAAAACUCUCUUCCAGCAUUAAAUUCUCCACAGCAGCUUUGAACGCUAUUCACGGCAGCAUAAAGUAAUGAUACAGCCUCAUGCUAGAAUUGCAGUGAUGUAGGUCUAUGACAUCAUUUUUCUCCUCCAUUUACUCAGAACUAAGAUUUGAUAUGCACUUUCUUGUACGCAUUAGCAGUUGAUUGUUGUCAUUCAGAUGCAGUUAAGGAGAUUUAGUGACACAGAGGCGCUCUAAGAUGGACAAGCAUUUGAAAUGGAAAGCUUAUUGAACAGAUUGUGUUUAAAGUCUAUUAAUUUAAAUAGAUGCCAGAUGCAACUUUCUACUUCAGUACCUUCAUAUCAUCAUUAUUAUAAAAUUAAUGCUCAUAAGCUUUUCACUAUAGAUGAACUGCAGUUUUUACUUGUAACGAUCCUGGAUUUAAUCAAAAUGAAAUGCGAAUUUACUAGCUGUCUAUUUGCAUAUGUAGUGUUUGUUACAGUUUGUAUUUUACAGAAAUCUUUUCUCACAUUCGUGCAGUUCAAAAUUUGUGCCUAAAAUAUUCAAAAAAGAGUCAGAGAAAAUCAUCUUCAUAGAUCCUGACAUCAUGACAUGGUGUUGGUAUUUUCCUCUAGCCCGAUGGAAAUAUACUGCCUAAUAAAAAAAUAGUUGCCUACCUUUUAAUCAAUACCAUUUGCAUUUUUCAUGAUUUCUGAGUUAUGCUGCAACAAAACUAUAUUCAGGUUUAGUUAGGUGUUUUCACACAACUGUCCGUGCAAUGUGUGACAAGUUUUCCAUGCUUGGCUAAGAAGAUUAGAAACUUUGAUGCUUGAUUUUAUCUGCUGUAUUUGCACCCUAUUUUUACUAUCAAAGAGUUUUUAGAUGAAAAGUUGAUGUAUGGAUACUUAAUAUGUCAGUUGUGUCCUUUCAUCAUUAUCAUUAUCUUUAUUAAUAUCAUUGUGUGUUGUGUUUACGUAUAUUUAAUCAACACUUUUUUUGUUUUCACCUUCUGCUUUCAAAUACUCAUGUUUGACUCUAAUAAGAUUUGAUAUACGAGUUAUAUUGUUGCAAGAUAUUGGUGCUAAUGAAAGGGAAUGAUACCGGCAUGUUGAGUUUAAGGUGAGAGAAAUUGAUUUUGAAUGUUUAAACAGGAGGAACAGGAUUAUGAAGGUAGUCAUGAAAGGAGUAAAUGUCUGUCCAUCCUCGUGUUACUGGGUACAUGUUGAUUCUCCUUAGUAUAAAAGUGGGAAUGUUUUGAGGAGCCUGGUAUUCUUUCCCAGUAGAUAGCACACUACACUACACUACAUGUAUUCUCCAUAGUCCUUGUUUGUGCUUGUAAUCUGACUUUAUGUCUUAGGGAAGUUAGUCUUUUGUUGUUCCACUGAGAGCUCCAGUACGAGUGCUCCUCGUCGGGUCACCGUCUCCAGUUGCAAUAAAGCUCCAGUGGUUAUGGUUUGUUUUGAAGUUUUGUGUGUGGAGGUUAUCCCACAUGUACACCGCCGUGUAUUUUCUCAUCAGUCAUGUAACAGGGUUUGGGUGGGGUUCUGUAUAAUAAAAUGGUUUAUGUAUCUAUUA
Messenger RNA from Perca fluviatilis (European perch), 4162 nucleotides. It is a transcript of the gene calcoco1a, whose product is annotated as calcium binding and coiled-coil domain 1a. Bases 197 to 2155 code for a protein of 652 amino acids. The transcript has 15 exons. The record is from RefSeq and is a predicted model, not a curated record. Lineage: Eukaryota; Metazoa; Chordata; Actinopteri; Perciformes; Percidae.